This is a messenger RNA of Aspergillus heteromorphus CBS 117.55, 440 nucleotides long. RefSeq lists its product as uncharacterized. The record is from RefSeq and is a predicted model, not a curated record. NCBI's taxonomy places the organism in Eukaryota, Fungi, Ascomycota, Eurotiomycetes, Eurotiales, Aspergillaceae. The transcript has 2 exons. Bases 57 to 341 code for a protein of 94 amino acids.
GGGCUGUCUGUCUCUUAAGUCGUAACUAGUAGUUAGUUGCUAGAGUACCGUUGUCCAUGGUUUCUGUUUCUGCUUCUGCUUCUGCUUCUGCUUCUGCUUCUCUCCUUUCCUACACACACACCUUCAAUCGUUCUCCUUUCCUUCACCCCUCCCUUGUUCUCUUCGUUACCCAGGCCAGGUCUUCACUGAUCCCCCGGAAUCCUUUUCCCCCUCAACAUGAGUUACUCCGACUGCUACCACUGCUACCACUGCUAAAGCGGUUCGUUACACGGGCAGACUGCGCAAAAGGCCCCCAUUCGGGCGGUGCAGCAUUGCUCGCUCGUAUUGCCCGAAAACGCUGACGAAGAGAUGAACGCUUAGUCGAUGCCCUGGGAUCGCAUUCAUUCCCUUCUUCUUUCUUUUGGACUUUCCUUGCCCGAGCCACUCCCUCUGGACCCCCC